CAGGUGCUGUAUCUCAUACCCCUGGUCAAUUUCAGGUCGCAUCCUCUGCUACCCAGUUCCUUCCUCCCCUCCGGGCCUGUUGAUCCAUUCAUUCGGGCUCCUGGAUUCUCUCCCCUAGCAUCCCUGACAAAUGGUGCUUUUGGUGGUUUAGGAAACCCUUCUUACAAUCCUUCCUCUGUGUUCAGCCAGAAGGAAGCCUCUACGAUUCACAACUUCCCCAGUCCACAUGAUCCUUGGAAUCGGCUGCACCGCACUCCACCUUCCUUCCCUGUGGCACCCACUCAGAUCUGUGGCAAAGUCGGGGACCUGGAUCCACACACCAUGCAUAUGAAGGAUGAGAAGGACCGGGACUUGCUUUACUCUCGUUUGCCUCCACGGGUGUCCCCUCUUACACAAACCCCCCGCCUCCCGGGUGCUGAGGAGCGAGUCCCCAGCCGGAACCUCUCCCCAUAUGUGGCCAUGAGACCUGGGAGCAGUUCGGAGAUGAAACCUCGACUGACGCCAGACCAUCCUUCCAAAGUGAAAGUGAAGGAGGAGCCGGACUUGCUGAGCUUCGAGGUGGGCCGCUCUCCUCUGCCAGGACUCCACUUGCCCCAUCCUUCUCCCCCUUUUGAAAGGCUGCGAGGAUCUUUUCUGGGGGAGCAGUACCCCAAUGCACUGGAAGCCUGGAGAGAUGUGUACCGUAGAGUAGACCCGCCUCCUCUCCGCCUGCCAUCUGCAGCUCCUCAGCGUCUGUUUGAACAGCGGGAGGAACGAGCCCACAUACUGCGAGAAGACUUUGAACGAGCUCGCCUAUAUGGCCUACCUGCCCAUGUCACCAUGCAGCCUGCCGCACCGUCUAUGCUGGGCCCGCUCUACCAUCAUCCUGGAACUGGGCUACUGAGCAAAACCCCGCCCAUGAAUCUGCUGAGUGCUCCACCUCCCCUUAUAUCUACAUCGCGGCCGGGGUCCCCUCCCCGCAGGGACCUUUACAAGGACAGAGACUGCAGAUAG
This is a messenger RNA of Staurois parvus, 993 nucleotides long. The record is from the annotation of a GenBank genome assembly. NCBI's taxonomy places the organism in Eukaryota, Metazoa, Chordata, Amphibia, Anura, Ranidae.